AUGGCAACUAUCCGAAAAACUAGAAAACCCAAAACUAAUAGCUUUACCUUCAUUUUGGAUCAGAUCCUCAAUAAAUAUAACCUAUCAGCCGAAUCAAACCCACUUCAAUUACGUGCUCAUGCCGAUGAGCUUGGUACUAUGCUACCAGAUUGGAAGGCUCGUAAAGAUGUGAAAGAGGCUCUUCGCCGGCGCCUAUUCAAAAACAAUCAAAUAGAAGCUCUU
Paraglomus occultum is the source of this 222-nucleotide messenger RNA. The record is from the annotation of a GenBank genome assembly. NCBI's taxonomy places the organism in Eukaryota, Fungi, Glomeromycota, Glomeromycetes, Paraglomerales, Paraglomeraceae.